AUGUCACACCUCGCAAAGCCCCUCCCGGCCUUGUACACCGUCUACGUCCUGCGCUCAACGGUGCGCCAUGCUUCCAUGUACAUCGGAUCUACGCCCAACCCGCCCCGGCGGCUUAAGCAGCACAACGGCCAGGCUCCAGGCGGCGCUGUGCGCACCUCGCGACAGACUCUGCGGCCAUGGGAGAUGGUCAUUCUAGUGUCUGGCUUCCCGAGCAUGAUCGCUGCCCUCAAAUUCGAGUGGGCCCUGACAAAUCCGCACGUGUCGAUGCAUAUCCCGACAGAGUCGCGCAUCACCAUUGCAACACAGAAGAAGCGGAGCGGCAAGCCGCGACGACCGUUGCACAGUCUAAAGUCGGUGGUUGCUAAUAUUCACCUGCUCAUCGGCGUUCCGAGUUUCGUUCGAUGGCCGCUGAAUCUGCACUUCCUGGCUAAGGAUGCCUACACUACGUGGGAAGCGCGCCUCAAGUCCGUCGGCGAGCCACCAAAAGCAGGCAUGGAGAUUGUCACAGACUUUGGCCCCUCGCCAGAAAGUGAGGCCUCGGAGCCAGCCCCACGAGGCAUCCACGCCUUGCCAUUAGACUAUUCCCCCAUUAAGCCGUACGUGGAGAAGGCGCACAACGUCGUAUCGUUCGAGCAGGAGGGCCAUUGUGUGCACUGCCACCAAGAGCUAGAGUCAGCAAAGGGACUGCAUCCAAUGUGCCCCAAUGACGGUUGCGAAGCCAUGGGCCAUCUCGAUUGCUGGAGCAAACAUGCACUAAUCGGGGAAGAUGACGGGGCAUUAAUACCGGAGCGUUGCGUAUGUCCUUCGUGUGGAGGCAAGGUGCGAUGGGGCGAUAUGAUCAAGGAGCUAAGUCUCCGAAUAAGAAGCCCGAAAGAUGUCGAGAAGCUGCUCAAGAAGAAACGGCGGAGUAAAAAGACAGCUGCAGUUGAGUCGUGA
Messenger RNA from Ilyonectria robusta, 936 nucleotides. RefSeq lists its product as uncharacterized. The transcript has 2 exons. Bases 1 to 936 code for a protein of 311 amino acids. Lineage: Eukaryota; Fungi; Ascomycota; Sordariomycetes; Hypocreales; Nectriaceae. Gene Ontology annotation, biological process: double-strand break repair via homologous recombination. Gene Ontology annotation, cellular component: Slx1-Slx4 complex. Gene Ontology annotation, molecular function: crossover junction DNA endonuclease activity; 5'-flap endonuclease activity. The record is from RefSeq and is a predicted model, not a curated record.